Messenger RNA from Mya arenaria, 8766 nucleotides. RefSeq names its product E3 ubiquitin-protein ligase RNF38-like. Lineage: Eukaryota; Metazoa; Mollusca; Bivalvia; Myida; Myidae. The coding region runs from base 557 to 2083 and encodes 508 amino acids. The transcript has 8 exons. The record is from RefSeq and is a predicted model, not a curated record.
GGUGUUAAUUUAUAUGCAAACCCCUUGGCAAAAGUGGUAUGAAUACUUCAUUGUGUGUCUUGACAACUCUGUCAUGUGGACUUAUCUGAAUAACUUAAAUAUUCAGCUCGACAACUCGACCUGGCUUCGCUAUACCCUGUUCAUUGGCUGUGGUUUUAUCGUUAUAUUGGUAUAGCAUAGCCCACAUGUUGAAUUGGAAUACUAUAUAGCCUAGUGCGUAGAGAAUAUUGGCGAUGUUAUAGUUCGCUAUAUAGCUAUACAGUACUUAAGUUUCGUUGAACACGAAUGAAUUGAAUAUAAGGCUUGCUGUAUACUGUACUUGGGUGUUUUAAGUUUGGAGCAGAACUUGAAAGGACUUCAAUGGGACAUAAUUUAGAUAUACUUUGAAGUUUUAAGCAAGGGGAAAAGGAUUGGUUGUGUUUGUAUGAAUUAUCUCGAUCUGAUACUGGCUGAUAUAUCAUUUAAGUGUUGCUCAUAUAGUACCUUACUAGGAUGGUGUAAAGUUUGAAUAGUCGUGAAUUAUCAUAUAAAACUUGUGGAAAUCAUUUAUUUGAAAAUGGAUAUACCUGAAACUAUACCUGAUGAUUGGAUUUUAUUUCUGUCAAAGAGUGAAAGCCCUUCCCGUAAGCGCCGCAAGACAUCAGGCGGCAUUGUGGAUCUAACGAACACGUCCCCAAGUCCCCCGACAUUGCCUGCACAAUGUGAAUCUGGACCCUCGGACAGCGUACGCUUAAGGCGGCGGAAUCCUAGCCAGCGGCGACCAUCGGGGGAACGUGCUCACACGCCAAGGGGUAGACGGAGUCCGGGUACACUAAGAAGGUCAGCGCGAGACCGUCACCCAGGUGGUGCCCGGGGGGAGGGGUCCCCGGAGAGACGGGCAUUCCAACCCCCUUUGGCGACCCCACACAUCCAUCCUGCAGCCUUGCCCCUUCAGCAACAUCAGACACAGCUCUUGCUGGAUGUAGAGUCGCAUAUGUUGCAGGUACAGGCCGCCGCUCCAAUGAACCUUGCACCUUACGCCAUGCCAAUAUGUACGGGACCACAUGGAAUGCCGGUGUGCACAACUGCCGCCCGAAUUCCCGUCUGUGCUGCAGGAAACGGGCAGCCAACAUGGUCGUUUCCAGCCGCGUGCAACAUACAGCACAUUCCUGCGUGCAAUCUUCCGCAGUUUCCCUUGACGACGCAUCACCAUCCAAGUGUUCCGCACAUGUUUUCUAUGGCUCACCAUCCCCAGCCACACCCUGCUCACCACCAGCCUUCCCGCCCACACGGUGCCCAGCAACAACAGCAUCAUCAUCAUCAGCAUCAGCAGCAGCAACAACAGCAACAACAACAACAUCAACAACAACGGGUUCACUAUCAUAAUCAACAGCAUCAUCAUCAUCAACAACAGCAACAUCAACAGCCUCAUUUAAAUAGAAAUCAUCACCCACAGCGUCGCCCAGAAGAUGAGGGUAGCCUAUUGGAGCGACUCCAUGCCCGCGCUCCACCGCCCUACCCGCUGAACCCAGGGAGGGGAUAUCCCCACCCACCAACUCUCACCCCGUCACCACCUCUCAUUCUUCAGGAGCCUGCUGUACACCCGGCGCCUCAUGACAUUUUUGGCCCAUUCCAGAGGUUAUACGCCCACCACCAGAGGUCGCUGGGUCGACGGUCCAUGAGGAAUUUUCCCCCACCACCUCAGCCCUACCCUGGCUUCCUACUUCACUUCCUGGCAAUGUUGGGAAAUCCCCCAAUGCCUCCAUUUGGCCGAGAAGUCGUCCAUGACGAAGCGACAGAAGAAAACUAUGAGGCCCUACUCAAUCUUGCGGAACGACUCGGAGACGCAAAGCCUAAAGGACUGUGUAGAAUGGAGAUCGAACAACUUCCUGCCUACCGCUUUAACGGGGAAAAUCUACGCAAUGGUGCAGAUCAGACGUCGUGUGUCGUCUGCAUGUGUGAGUUUGAGAAUCGACAGAUGUUACGAGUACUACCAUGCUAUCAUGAGUUCCACGCAAAGUGUAUCGACAAAUGGCUGAAGACAAACAGAACAUGUCCAAUUUGCAGAGCAGACGCAUCAGAAAUAGGCAGCCAAUCGGAUUAAUCCUGGCCAUGCAGAAGAUCAGUGGUGCAUUGAAAUUUUCAUGCAUCGUAAAAUUUGCAAAUUAAUGUGCUAAAUGUGUCUAUACACUAUUAUGUUCUGUACUUAUACUCUGUACCUGAAAGCACAUGAUUGAAAUGUGGGGUUUUGUGUAACUGUCGGAAAGCUUCUCAAAAAAAGUGCUUCGUUACACUAUAGCUGUUGUGUUUUGAAAUUAUGUGCUUGUGUUUAAUUGUUAUAAUUCUUGUACAAUGGUUAUGUGAAGUUGUAAUGUAAUAUUUUGACAUUUUUUUGGUAUUAAUUUUGUAUUAAAUGUAAAAUUAUAUUAGUAAUUUCCGGUUAAAUUCUAUAUUAAAUACGUUAAUUUGUCCAUAUUUAAAUUCUGUUAAAAUUGCUCAUUUUUCAUCUUGUAGCUUUUGUUUAUAUUUUGUUUAACAAUUAAAUCUUGAUCCGCAUGAAGACAUUUCAUAUAUUGUACUUUUAAGGCCAGAGAAGAAUAAUUUUUGAAUUAACGUCUGCAUUGAAUUUGAAAAAGAUGGGAUGAAUGGAUUUUAUUUUUGAAUUCUUUCUUGACAUGGGUUCAACUUAAACGUUGAAAUAUUGGCAUUAUUUCUCUAUUUUUUCUACUAUUUCUGUUGAGGCCAAAAUUUUGUUCUUAAAAAAAAGUGAGGGGAGCUUGUUUCAAGUUGGGAAGGUGGGGGAAUGAGAGUAUAUAUAUAUUUUUUUUUGGCCUCAUUUAAAAUUCUAUAAUUACAAAUUAAAUACUUCUAUCGGAAAAUAUUAGAUCUUUGUAUUUCCUGUAUAGCUAGUGUACUAUAUAACAGCUUGAGAAAUGAUAAAAGGCGUUCAAGCAUAAUUUAUUUUAUUUAUCACUAUUUGUAACGAGUACAAGAAUAAUUCCAUCAGGCCACAUUUUAUUAAUUAUUUGUUUGGCAUUUCCCAACUUCCAUUUUUUUCCUUAACCAUUGGAGAGGCUAAAAAUAAAGUUGGGUUGCUGGUAUAUUUGUAUAUCAGUUGGAAAAUGCCAAAAAACUAAAUAUUUUUUUUAUUGUGGCCUCAGUGUAUUUAAAGUAGCCUUCAAGGCUUUAGUGCUUAGAAAUUAGCAGAUUAGACAGGAGAAUUAAAUUGUUUAUGUUGAAGAAAUUACCAUUGAGUAUUCAUACAUAAUUUUAUACACUAAUAGUAUAUUGGAGAAAUAUUUGACUACACCAAGUUUUGUUAUCAUAAAACAAUGCAAGUUUCGGUAGCAUUACAGAAAUAUAUUACAGUCGAACCCCAUUGGCUCGAACUUCCAGGGACCAGCGAAAAUACUUUGAGCCUCGGAAAAUUAAGCCAAGUGGGAAUGUUAACCUUCAGUAGAAAUAAAUUGGUCCAUUACAUCCAGUUCGGGCCAAUGAGAAGUUCGAGUCAACGAGGAGUUCGAGCCAAUGGGGUUCGACUGUACAUUGUUUUAAUUUUUAAACUAUUGUUUCCUUAAGAAGAACACCAAUGUUUCUUAAUUGUUAUGUUGUUUUUGUUUGUUUGGAAUACCGAAAAAAUGACUGUUUAAUAAUAAUAUAUAAUUUGGUUUAAAAUAAUUCAAUUGUCAUGUUCCAAUAAAAUUACAAGAAAGUUGUUUAUCUGGAGUAACAAGUAAUACAAUUUUGUGGUUGUUUCGCUCUUGAUUUCUUUUUCUUUUCUUUUUAUUCUUUGAUUGGUCAAGUUUUUGUGAGGCAAAAGAAGGUUCAAAAACUGUACCUGUUUAAUGUUCGAAGAAUGAUUUUUUCCCCCGUUAUUUCCCUUUUUUAAAAUCUUUGAUUGGUUCAAGUUUUCUUUGAGGCAAAAGAAUUAUCAAAAACUGUGCCUGUUUAAUGUUUCAUUAAAUUAAACUCACCAUGAAAAAUUGUUCGCGUUUCAUUUAGCUUUUAUUUCCAUUCUUUUUGUUCAGGUAAGCGAUUCAUGUUAUAAGUUCAUUACGUUUGUUCACUCUUUGUUCAUCCUCUGUUAUUGAUUGAUGUUAAUGAUGAUGAUAAAUGUUGUGUUGACGCUGAGUUAAACUGUUUUGCAUUAUUGCAAAUUGUUCUUUUUAAAAAUCUUUGUCGAUUACCAUUGGUAUUGUAUGUUAUUUCAUUUCAGAUUAUAUCCCCAUUUUAGUUAUUACGGAAAUUGUUUGUUUAUUGUGAAAGCACUUUUAUUUGUUGCUUUAUCGUAAAAAAACCUUUUUCAUAGCACUUUGUUUAAAACUACUGAAGAAUGUUUCAAUUUUGCGGAAUACGUGUUUGCUAUUUCUUGAUUGAUUCUGGCAAUUUUCGCAAGCUUUAAAAUUCCUGACGCCAUAAUUACAUCAUCGAUAAACAUUGAUGAAUUAUUAACUCAGUAAAAUAAAAUUUGGAAAUUUGCGUCCUUAGUGGUUUGCCAAUAACAGCAAAGGUUUAACACUCACAAAAUAGCAAUUAUCUACAGUAUUUCUUUUUAAGAGAUCUAACAACAUAGGGAAGUUUUUUUGGACUAUAUACGGUACCAAACUUUGUGCACAAUUGCGGAGUUGUAAAAAAUGCAAUUCACCUAAAUCUGUUGGCCACGGCUGUAUUUACAAAUUUUAAAAUCAAAAUGUCAUCUGCUGAAAAUUUAUUUCACAAUUUGUAUUUAAUGAAAUUCUACAACUAAAACCAAAUUUUUCAAACCAAGUUUUGACAAUGAUUUUUAUAAUCAUUACUUUUCAAUUAUCUCCUACUUUGUAAAGGUAUGAAAUUUUAUGUAAUCAUGGGUAAAAAUGCUAAUAAAAUUUUUAAAUUUGAAAAACCUUUUUCAACCUUAUUUACUAACCUGCUCUAUAUAACUUUUACUAUGGUAGUAAUUUUUGGGGUUUAAAGUUGUAAACCGAAAAACAAAUACUAGACUUUUGAAAUUGAAUAAGAUAAAAAGCUGCUUUUUUCACAUGCAGUUAUUUUGGGUGAAUACUGUAUACUACAAGACUUUAAACAAUUGUGGAAAUCUAGGAUUUUAAUGUAAAGCAGUUUUGAUUGGUCCAAACCAUAGGUGUCAGUAUCUGUCAAGAGAUGGUGGAAAAAGGUAUAUCCAGGUGGCUGUUACAAUAAAGAUCUAAGUCAAUUUUAGGCAUAAAAAGAUCCUAGUGGCAGAGUUUCAUAAUUUUGCCACAUAUUUGAGUGAAAUGAACAGCCCUGAAAAUGAACACAAAGUUUAGGAAAUAAAAACAAUCAAUGUAUUUCCGUUUGUGAAGUUUAAACAGAUUUAACCUAAAAUUAUAAAUUGAAGUUACGACUGUUGAAACGGCCCCAAUAUUGUUAUUUUUCAUCAUCGCUGAUUGAUACUGCCUUCUGUGGUAUAUACAUGCUUUCACAAUAAUAAUAUGCUUGUUUGAACAUUCUAUUUUGUGAAGUCCUUUACGGCUAAAGAGAAACAUACUAUAUUUGAUAUCAGUAUUAGAAAAAAAGAAUUUUGUUGUACAACCAUAAAAAAAGAGAAUAUUAUAUAUUUUAUGUGGUUUGGUUGCCCAAAUGGGAAAAAAAUAUUGUUUGUUUGAAAAUCGUUAACAAUGAUAUGACAUGUUUACGAUACCUGUUGAUAACUUUUGAAAUAAUUAUCAUUAUGUAAAUUAAGGUGUCUGAUACACAAUUAAGUUAAUUUUGUAUGCUUGAUGACCCCAUUCUAUUUUUGGUAUCAUUUCAAAGGGUUUAUAUGUAGAGAAAUUAUUAAAAAUAUACUGACACUAAAAUUGCAAACAAGCUCACUGGUCUUUGAAGACAUGUUUGUUUUUCUUUCAAAUAAAAAACAAGAACAUUUUCUAUAUUGGCAUUUAGACAGCAUUACCUACUCCAAUGAUAACAAACUAAUAUGGGAUCCUAAAAGAUGAAAAGAUAUAACAUUAUCUCUAAUGAUACAAGAAAACUAUGUCUAGGAUAAUUGUUUGUUUCAGUGUAAGAUCGUAAUAUAUUUGACUGAGCGAGCACCAAAAUUAUGUUUCAUGAGUGGUGUAGUGUUUGAUUUGGAACCGAGGGCGGGCUUAAAUUUCAAUACAGUGAAAAAUAUCAAAUUGAUAUUUUCACCGUUUGAAACCGUGAAAUAUCAAUUUUAUUUCACUGAUAAAUCUCUAUAACUCACUUGAAAGCAUAUAAUAAAUGCUUACUUGUACAUUAGACACCUUAAACUCCAUCAGAUUCUGAUCAUAGGCCAGUAUAUCUUAAUUGUUUGCUUCCAUAAAAGUCUUUGUGCUAUAUCUUCUAGCUUCAAUAUUUCUUUGACAUUUUUUGUGUAUUGGGUUGAAUAGAGCAGACGAAAAUUGUUGUAUAUGCAUAUAUUACAUGUAUUGUCAAUGUGUCACAAAUUUUUACUAUCAGAAUUCCUCAUACAUGUAAAAAGAAAAUGCAAAUGAAUUUUUUUUUCACAAGUUUCAUUUAAUUUUUAUCCAUUUCAUAUUUUAAGCGAUUUUUUAGUCUCAUUUCAUAUGGAAAAUAUGCAUAAUUUAUCAGAAAAAAUAAUGAUGCAACGUCAAUUUUAAAUGUCCAUACACAUGUGACAUGCAAUUAUUCAUGUUUAACAUUGUCAAAAUUGAAUAGCUUUGUAAAUAUGAGCCCCUGCUAAUUAUAGGGUAAUUUUUUUGUGUCUGUCGUAAACCUACUCUGAAAUUUGAAUUUAUAUGUAAUGGUUGUUUCUAAGUUGAAUAUGUUUAUGAUUAAUUUCUUUGUAAAAUGUGGGUAUAUCAUCUUGUGUAUAUGUUGUUUAAAGAAUUUAUAAAAGUUGUAUUUUUAGAGAAGAAAUGUCUUGAAUAUUCUUUGAACUAUCAUAAUACGGUAAUUAUGUGAACAUUUUUUUGUUUGAAAAGAAAUAUAAUUAUGUGAACUAAAUCUACCUCGAAUAUUUCAGGUAAAAAGUAUUGCUAUUCUUUUUAUAAGGUGACAUUCUGAUAUAAAAACAUUGUCAAGUAGUUGAGUAUUAAACAUUUUUUUUUAUAUAAAAGUAGAUUGUAAGUAUUAAAGCUGCACUGUCACAGAUUGAAAGUUUUGAAAACUUCUUAAUUGUUUGUCUUGGAAUGAGCCUAACUGCGUAAAUGUCUGAAAACCAUUGAUAUAAGACAGCUGAUAAAAGAUAAGAUAACAGUUUUUAAUAUUUAUGCUCAAAAAUUAAUGUUUUAUGGCUUAGGCUAUGAGAAAAUAAAAGAAAAUUUGGGCAGUUUUCAAAACAAUUGAGUUCAGGUUUUUGUAUAUGACUGAUUUGAAAACACUGAAACAAAAUUCAGCUGAUUCUGAGACAAAAAAUGAAAAAAUUAUCAAAUUGGUCAAUCUGUGAGACCGCAGCGUUAAUUUUUUCCCUGUGUAAUAGGUAGAAAAUGAAUAUCAAUCAUACAUCUUAAAAUCAUACAGAUCCUUACAGUUGAAAACACCAAUGCAAAAGAUAUUGGCUGUUAUUUUGUUCGUGACAUGGCACUGUUGUAAAGCCAUUAUCCGGGGGUUCUAAAAUUCAGGAUUUUAAGAGCUAUUAACUUCAGACUAUUGAAUAGUUGUAAAGAUUGUUGUUUUUUUUGUGGCAAAUUUGCAUCAGAAACAGUAGAAAUUAUCUAAAAGGAAUAUAAAUGACUUUGGAAACAGUUUCAAAUGUUAAAGCUCCUUUACCCUGCCCCUGCUUUGCAAUCAAUCUCACACACUCAAACAGACCCUGGGCUAUUUUUCAUGAUAAACAAUUAUCAGCCAGUUUGACUAAGUAAUAAUUUUGUGCUCGAAACCUUGUUAUUAAAAAAUAUGUUACUACGUUAAUUUUUUUAACCACUUUUAAGCUCUCUAGAAAACAGUAUUUAGAGUAACAAUAUUUUUUUAUGAUGCAUUUCAUGCUGUAAAAUAACGAUAUGCACUCACACAGUCUUUUUGUGAUUAUUAAACCCAAGGGAUGCAACUCUUAUAUCUUGAGCAAAAUUUGUUUUCAGUUGUGAAACUCUAUAAUGUUUAAGUUAACAGGUGACCUGGCACCAGCUAUCAUCCCUAAUAUAGAUUUAACUGUAGAAGUAUUAUUAUUUUUUAAUAAAAUUAAAAGCUGAUUUUUCAAAAAUCAAGAAGGUAUGUUUUUUAGAUCAAUUGGUGCAUUAUUGAUUGACCUUUUUUUCUUCUACUGCAUUACAUCUGUUAAAAUAUGAAGUUCUUUAAGAUAAAAUGAAUAAAAAUGAUAAAAUGAAAAAAGUAUAUUUGGCCUAUCUGUUUUUUAAUAAAAAGUCAAGGUAUUGUCAUUUCUCUGGAAUAGUCAUCAGCUGUUUGAGUGUAAUCUUGUAAACAAUUGAAUCCUACCCAUAACACAAAAAAGAGAUUCUAAACAUACAAAUGAAACUUGGUACAUAUGUUGUUAAAAACAAGGAAGCAAGGGCAAUAGCAUUUGGUUUUAUAUCUGUUGAGUUCUGCCCCUUUUUGACUGAAAGACUCAGAAACAGAAGAGGGUUGGCAUUUGCGCUACGACGCUCUUGUUUGACUCUCGUUUGUAAUAAAUUACUGAUCAGUUCAUGUAAAAGAGUGUCAUUAUCAUAAAAAGUGUAAAAAUUCAUGUUUAAGUGUUUGUUUUGUGGGCCCUGUACUAGCAAAAGUAGUCUGCUUGUUAUUAUACCCUUGCACUGUACGUAAUGAAACUUAGUAAAACCCUUUAUUUUGUUUUCUCAAAUGUUUAUAUUGAAGAUUCUUUUAAAAAGCAAUAAAUAUAUUCUUAACUGA